AUGCACGCAUCAAAGAAAACUGGUAAAAGCAAACUGGAAAUUCUAAAUCAACAGAAGAAUACAGUUUUGAAUAAUAUUAAUCGCGUUCGGCGAUCUAUAAAGGAAAAAACGAUUUCUUUUAAUCUACUUGAAUUGGAAUGUCGACUCGAUAUAUUAAAUUCAUAUAUUGAACAGGCAAUGACUUAUCAGUCAGAAAUCGAUAUUUUAGAUCCUGAGAACGAUGAAAGAUCUGCUGUUGAAGACUUGUGUGUGUCUACCAAAUGUCUACUUCUUGGAUAUUUGACACCGAUUCGAAGACAAAGCAGCCAUGAUUCUACUAUUGGUUAUCCAACACACCACAGCAGUCUUCCUAAAAUGAAAUUACCAAAAUUUAACGGCAAGUACUCAGAGUACAAAAAUUUCAUUAGUUUGUUUGAAAGUUUAGUUGAUCAUGACAUGUCGCUUACUGAAAUCGAAAAGUUCAAUCAUUUAAUUUCAUGUCUCUCUGAUGAAGCUCUAGGUACUGCGAAGGCUUAUCAAAUUACUGAACAGAACUAUUCCAAAGCUUUAGCAAGUUUGAAACGGGUUUAUGAUAAUCCUUGUCUUAUAUUUUUCGACAGUACUAGACAAUUGUUUCACUUGCCCGAAAUAACGAAACCUUCGUCUUCAGCUUUGAGGAGCAUGAUUGACACAGUUUCGGCAGUAUAUGAUUCACUGUUAUCAAUUGGUGAUGACAAAUCUAUCUCAAACGCUAUGAUUAUUCAAAUGGUUAUGACAAAAGUCGAUCCAGUCACUCGCUCUAAAUGGGAAGAGCAACUUAAUUAUGAUACGUUGCCAAUGUGGAGUGAUUGCAAAGAGGCCCUGAAUAAAAGAUAUACUCAUAUAUCAGCUGAAGAAGCUUCGUGUUCGCGACCUAAAACUAAUAAAAUUACUCAAAAGAAGAAUGACAACAAUACGGGUAGAAAAGGAAAAUCAUUUUCGUGCCAAGUCAAAGCACAGCAGGACAAUAUUAAAUGCAUUUUUUGCAGAUCAGCGGAACAUUAUGUUUCUAACUGUCCGUCCUUUGCUGCCAUUCCUGUUGCUCAAAGAUUUGAUUUCAUAAAAAAUGUACCGGCCUGUAUAAGUUGUUUGAGAAAAGGUCAUACAGUAACAAAAUGUACUGCCACAAAAUGUAGAGUUUGCAAUCGUUCUCAUCAUACACUUUUGCAUCAAUAUAAUACUACUAACACGCAAACUGUAAAUCCGACAACUUCAAGUCCAGACGAGCCUUCGAGUGCAUCUGUCAAUAUUUCAACCUCUAAUAAAGAUAAUGUUAUCUUGGCUACGGCUUUAGUUAAAAUAAAAGAUAGAUCUGGGCAAUAUGUAUUUGCUAGGGCAUUACUGGACUCUGGAUCACAGAUUAAUUUUGUAUCUGAAGAAUUGUCGCAACGAUUGCAAUUAGAACAAAGUAGACAGAUGUUAUGCAAAACUACAACUCAACACUAUGAACAAUACAAUAAGGGAAAUCAAUAA
Messenger RNA from Lucilia cuprina (Australian sheep blowfly), 1491 nucleotides. RefSeq lists its product as uncharacterized. The transcript is spliced from 2 exons. Lineage: Eukaryota; Metazoa; Arthropoda; Insecta; Diptera; Calliphoridae. Gene Ontology annotation, molecular function: nucleic acid binding; zinc ion binding. Bases 1 to 1491 code for a protein of 496 amino acids. The record is from RefSeq and is a predicted model, not a curated record.